AUGUGCACACGCACAGUCGAGGAGGAUGCAUGACCGAGCUUGCCUUCGUUGACCGCGGGGCCCGCGUGGCCAUCCGCGGUCUGCUGCUCUUUUUUUGGACGCUUCGAUGUUGUCCCCUGAUGCUGGCAUGUGGAACAUUGGCCAUCCCAGUCAGUGCCACAGACGCAGGCCGAGACGUCCAUACAAGAAGUGCCAAAAAGCAUUGUAUAAGCUCUGCGAUUUGUUCAGUACCACCUCUUUUGGUGCAGCGCCGAGCUGCUUUAGCAAACCGAACCGUAUCUGGCAUAGGCAACGAAACCAGACUGGGAGAGUUGCUCAAUGCCACAAAUGAUGACGCUCGAAGGGGUGUUUUCCAGGACAUCCUGCGUCAUGCUCCCAACUGGACACAUCAUCUUUUCAUGCCAGGUCAUUUCAAUUUUUCGCGCACCUCCCGGACAGUCAUGGCCAUAUCCUUCAAUACCACUGCAGCACUGAUCACCUUGGGCAGAAGUUCCCAGCCAAGUCCGAUUCAUUUCCUUAUCAUUUUUGUGGUGUGUACCAUGGUACUGUCAGUUUGCAUUGCUGUCUACUUGCGCUGGGAGCGCUCACCCUCGCAGCGCCGUGAGGCACAAACGGAGCCUCUUCGACGAAGUGUCCGUACGGCUCCGGCACCGGGUCAUACACCAUCCCUGUUGACAUCACCCUGUGGAAGUCCGUCCUACAGGGACUGCAGGAAUUAUUGGCUUUGCCCGUCCUUGGUGGUUCCCAGCGGCAUGGAGUUGGUCUUCGCAGUCUCCGAGUUGAUCACUGCUGAGAAACAACAAGUGUCGUUCCACAUAGUUGAUUUGCAAGGGCAGCCUCUCAGUAGAGUCGUGGUCGAUGAAUUUGGAUCCCGUGGCGGUAUUUUCCUGCGCUCCCUCGAUGACCGACCGCUGGCUUGGGUGAAAACUGCUUCUCUCUACGACGCCCAAGGUGGUGCUCCUCCGCAGAUUUGUUGGCCAUCGGGCGAGGUCUAUGGAUCCAUUGCCAAGGAGGAUCCUGUGCCCAACAAACGCUACACGUUGCGGGACAAAGCUGGGCAACGGAUCUUCACCUACAACGGCAACUUCCAGGAGAAGGCCAUCAACGUGGUGAGCGCCUCUGGCCGCCUGGUCUGCGACACGGAACGCUGUGUGGCUGCGUCGCUUGGAAAUACACCUCACUUUCAGGUUCGAGUUGCUCCCAGCGUAGAUGCAGGGCUUGUUCUUUGUGGCUUGCUGGCCAUAGACAAGCUACGGAGGGCCAGCUGAGACGCUGAAACGCUUGGAUUUUGGGUGGAUUCGAUGUGGAGAAAAGGUCAGCGAGUGUACAGCUGCUGUGGAUAGUACAGUUGGACCGAAUUGAAGCCACAAAACAAAGGUUUUGUGAAGGCGACAGCCUUCUGUAGAGAUGCUCACAAUGGUUGCAUAGGACAACCAUCUGCUGGGCCUAAAAAUUGGUGGGGAAAGAUCAGUCACCGUUGUGACCUAUCUUGCCCUUACUGACAAUCCGCUUGAGUGCAGGGGCUCUGGAGGCAGUUGCCCCUUUGCUCAAGAUUGCAUUUGGCAGCCUCUAUGCCAACCACAGGAUCUUUGGAACAUUUUUAGAGCUGCUGUCU
Molecule: messenger RNA, 1615 nt
Organism: Cladocopium goreaui
Lineage: Eukaryota; Dinophyceae; Suessiales; Symbiodiniaceae
Source: the annotation of a GenBank genome assembly